Messenger RNA from Salarias fasciatus (jewelled blenny), 2102 nucleotides. RefSeq names its product chemokine (C-C motif) receptor 9a (gene ccr9a). The transcript is spliced from 3 exons. Bases 197 to 1312 code for a protein of 371 amino acids. Gene Ontology annotation, cellular component: membrane; external side of plasma membrane. Gene Ontology annotation, molecular function: C-C chemokine receptor activity; C-C chemokine binding. NCBI's taxonomy places the organism in Eukaryota, Metazoa, Chordata, Actinopteri, Blenniiformes, Blenniidae. The record is from RefSeq and is a predicted model, not a curated record. Gene Ontology annotation, biological process: immune response; cell chemotaxis; positive regulation of cytosolic calcium ion concentration.
CUGCUGUCAUUUCAGGGGUGACGUGCGCGCCAUUCAGCUCCUCUUCGCAUCUUCUCUGACGGUUUGUGGGACUUCUGCUUUGACUCGUCGUCAGCCUGUGGUUUAACGGACGCAGACAGACAGACAGACAGACGCAGAGAGCAUCUCAGAGAGACGCAGCAGAGAGCAGGAGACGUGAGGGUCAAAACUCAUCAAUAUGGACAUUAUGAGCACCACGGAGGGGCUGGUGACGGCGAUGACCACCACAGAGGAUCUGUCCUCCUCCACCGACGACGACUACGACAUCCCCGACUUCAUGUGCGACCGCUCGACCGUGCGGGAGUUCAGGGGUCUGUACGAGCCGCCGCUCUUCUGGCUGAUCGCCCUGGUGGGCGGCGUGGGCAACCUGGCCGUGGUGUGGAUCUACGUGCACGUCCGCCGCCGGCUGAAGACCAUGACGGACGUGUACCUGCUGAACCUGGCGGUGGCCGACCUGCUGUUCCUGGUCACGCUGCCGCUGUGGGCGGCCGAGGCGUCCUUCAGCUGGAUGUUCGGCCCCUUCCUCUGCAAGAUAAACUCCGCCCUCUACAAGGUCAACCUGUUCAGCAGCAUACUGCUGCUCACCUGCAUCAGCGUCGACCGCUACACCGUCAUCGUGCAGACCACCAAGGCGCAGAACUCGCGGUGGGAGCGCCUGCGUUACAGCCGCUUCGUGUGCGCGGCCGUGUGGCUGUUCUCCGUGGCGCUGGCCAUACCCGAGUUCGUGUACGCCGCGCCGGCCAGGGUGGAGUCCCAGGAGUACUGCAGGAUGGUGUUCCCGGCGCAGAUGGGCAACGUCACCAAGAUCACCGUGCUGUCGCUGCAGGUGAGCAUGGGCUUCUGCCUGCCCUUCAUCGUCAUGGCCUACUGCUACACCGUCAUCGUCACCAAGCUGCUCAAGACCCGCAGCUUCGAGAAGCACAAGGCCAUGCGCGUCAUCCUGGCGGUGGUGGUGGUGUUCAUCGUGUCGCAGCUGCCCUACAACAGCGUGCUGGUGGUGGAGGCCAUGCAGGCCACCAACAUGACCAUAACAAACUGCGACAGCGUGAAGGCCCUGGACAUGCUGGGCCAAGUGCUGAAGAGCCUGGCUUACCUGCACGCCUGCCUGAACCCCUUCCUCUACGUGUUCGUCGGCGUCCGAUUCCGCCGCGACGUGCUGCAGCUGAUAAGCUGCUGCCGCUGCCGGGCGCAGGCCGGCAAGAGCCAGACGAGCAAACCCAGCAAGGCGCCGCUGAGCUCCACCCGGAUGUCCGUGAUGUCUGACAGCGACACCGACCAGGCACUUUCGCUGUAGACACACACACACACACACACACACACACUGAAGGGACUUCCUGCCUGCGGUGCAGCGCUCUGAGGCGAAGCCGACGCGAUGAGGUUCAUCCAGUCUGUCUACUGGGGGCAGACGUUGCUGCUUUUGUUGAGUUCCUGAUCCUCAUCAGCGUGCAAAGACGCUCAUCAGCAAAGACAAAGUAAAGACAGAAAGAAAAUCAAAGUCCGUUUUGAAAGACUGCAGCCUUCAUGACAGCAUUCAAAGAUUAGGUGCGAAUUAAGAGUGAAUUCUUCAGGAGAUUAAAACCCUCUGCAGGACUUUUACAGCCGUCUUUCCGAGUAUGAUAUCAAACCGCACAUCAUUGUCUUCUAGAAUCAUUUCCAGAGUUUUUUCAGGAUUUUCACUCAGGACUUUCCAGGAACGUUCUCAUGUCAUCGCGAUACAUUUCCAAAGACUUUACUUGAAUGUUUUCUUGUACAGUGAAUGUAAAGCUUUUCCCACAUUGCGGCCGUGUGGCGUGAGCUGCUGUCUUUCGGGACCUGUCGGUCACUGGACUUACUGUUACUGCAUCAUGGUGAGACGACGUCUGAAACUGAGCCAGAAACAUGAUUGUUUGCUGCUUAUUUUUUGUUACUGUCAGACUGCAAGGUCCUCACUUCUGCUAAGAAAGGCUAGCAGAAGCUAACUGGUGUCUCUCCUCCUGAUGGUGUACAUUGAUUGUAAAUACAGACACGUCUCCAACCCGAAUGUAAUGUCUUUUUUUAUCUGUGUGUCUUCUGUCAUAAACAAUAAAGAAUGAGUAACAAGUCUC